Messenger RNA from Linum trigynum, 4576 nucleotides. NCBI's taxonomy places the organism in Eukaryota, Viridiplantae, Streptophyta, Magnoliopsida, Malpighiales, Linaceae. The record is from the annotation of a GenBank genome assembly.
AAACCAGAGGAAGAAGACGAAGUUAGCUGCUACGGCGUCGUGUUUGCUUGUUGUCUUCACACAAGUGAAUGCGACGCCGUUCUGCCAAGUGACGUUGAGUUAACAACGAUUAGAAGACAGGCUUUACACUUGGCGCCUUCCCAUUGGUUCAUUUCAACAAUUAGUUUGUUACCGUUAGCUGCACAGUGAAUAGUUAGUGAUGUACAGUUUUGUUUACUCUGCUGUUUUACCCUUUUCACUUCUGUAUAUAUAUAUAUGAAUGAAAGAUCGAAAAUGGAAGCCAAUUCGGCAAUUCCACAAACACAACCGCUCUCUAUUGUUCAUCCUUUCUCUUCUACCUCAUUCUGAAACCUUAACACCACCUAGGGUUUACGGUUUUCUCAUACACGAUUCCAAAACUUCUCAAUUUCCUAGAAAAAACAAAAUCCAAUUUGAGUACCGGUGAAUGAUCUCUCCUUCGUUUGUUCGAUCGUGUAUAAGAUGGUUGUGAUGUAUGUGAGACGAGAACGUGCCCCAACCAUUCAUUUCGUUCUAAUGUUCAACGUGUGUACCACCACAAUCGUCAGAAUAUGAUAACUUUGAACACUUCAUAAAAGAGUACUUUUCCUUGAAAACCCAUCAGGGAAACCAAAACGCGAAACAAUCGAAAUCGAUACUUAAACGGUUGGACCAACACAUAUUGAGUGUAAUUAUGACCGUUGUUCACUCACAUGUUUGUGUUGAAAUUAUGGCUAGGAGGCUUUCAACACUACUUCGUCCCUACCAAGCACCAAAAAUUGAAACUACGAUGUCCCUCUCCAAUUCCUAAUUAAUCCCUUAAUUACUCUAAGAGCCGUUGCAAUGGGAGUGCGCCAGCACAGCUAAUGGAGAAGAAAAAAGCUUUUCUUAAUCGAGUGGUUGAUACUCAAGGAGGAGUAGGAAAAAAGAGAAAACAAAUGGUAAUAUGCAAAAUCUAGGCUGUAAUAUAACAUAAAUAAUAGCUACAUUAUCGAUGGUCGGCUAAAUUAUAUUGUCUUAAUUAGGUCAUCAACCGGCCUGGGAAGAAAGAACAAACUAAUUACAUCAAUACUUCAAUUUCUUAUUUCUUAAACUAACCUAUCCUUUUUUAUAUGACAAUCCUCUUGGCGGCCACUCGCGGUCGACACAGAAUUGAACUGGAAAGAAUCGAUAAUUUGAAUUCUAUAUGGUCAGAUCAUACAUCACUGAUCGAUAUAGUUUUAGUUUCAUGAAUUCUCUGAAACAUGACCAUAAUUUUACAUUUUCCUCGAUUCUCGUUCUUAUUUGUUUUCUGUCAUAAACAAUCGAUCUCAAUAACUCGAGUUGUCGUGAGAGAUCCAUGUAUGGUACAUAACCAACUUCCUUAUACGUUCUCUCAAACAAAAGCAAACUAAUGAUCCCGAAGUCUGCCCGUGCCCACCAUCACCAUAUGCUUUAACGACAAAAGGUUAAUAUCGGGGGGUCACGAUGUUUUCAAUAAGUGAUAUCGCGACGAAAAAACAGCUCGAAUACCAUAUCACAAACAAAUCUGUCUCAAUAACUCGUAACUCUUUGGCUGAUGAUACUUACCUUUAAAAAAAAAAUGGUGAGAAAAUGGAGAAGACUACAUGACUUUCUAAUUAACCAUUAAUCAUUGCUCAUCCCUCCCUAAUCCAACUCUCUCUCCAUAAAUACCCUCUUCUCCACUUCCCACUUCAAACCAAAAGACCACACUCUCACCCAUCUCCUAAAUCCCUUCUUUAAUCAACCUUUCCCUCCCUCUUAAGAAGAAGAAGAAGAAAAAAAAUGGCCAAGGACGUGGAAUCCGACCACCCACCGCCGGCCUUCUCCGCAAAGGACUACCACGACCCGCCGCCGGCACCGUUAUUCGACCUCGACGAGCUCACCAAAUGGUCCUUCUACCGCGCCUUAAUCGCCGAGUUCAUCGCCACACUCCUCUUCCUCUACAUCACCGUCCUCACCGUCAUCGGCUACAAAUCCCAAACCGACCCAUUAACCCACACCGCCGCCGACGCCGCCUGCGGCGGCGUCGGCGUCCUGGGAAUCGCAUGGGCGUUCGGCGGCAUGAUCUUCAUCCUCGUCUACUGCACCGCCGGGAUCUCCGGCGGCCACAUCAACCCGGCCGUCACUUUUGGGCUCUUCCUGGGCCGGAAGGUCUCCCUCAUCCGAGCCGUGGGCUACAUGGCGGCCCAGUGCCUCGGGGCCAUCUGCGGCUGUGGGCUAGUCAAGGCCUUUCAGAAGUCGUACUACACGCGGUACGGCGGUGGGGCCAAUGAGCUGGCGGGCGGGUACAAUAAAGGGACCGGAUUGGGCGCCGAGAUUAUCGGGACGUUUGUUUUGGUCUACACCGUUUUCUCGGCUACUGACCCCAAGAGGAGCGCCAGAGACUCACACGUCCCCGUGUUGGCGCCGCUGCCAAUUGGGUUCGCGGUGUUCAUGGUCCACCUGGCCACUAUCCCAAUUACUGGGACAGGGAUUAAUCCAGCUAGGAGUUUUGGUGCUGCUGUUAUCUACAACAAGGACAAGGCCUGGGAUGAUCAGUGGAUCUUCUGGGUUGGGCCGUUCAUUGGAGCUGCCAUUGCUGCGUUCUACCACCAGUUCGUACUGAGGGCAGCAGCAAUCAAGGCUCUGGGUUCCUUUAGGAGCAAUGCUUGAAUUUGAUGAUGGAGGGAAAGUUUGUUUCAAGCUGCUGUUAUUGAGAAAGAAUAAGGGCUAGCUCUGCACUACUGCAGCCUGCUACUGCAAAUUUGAAGAGAGAAAGAGGCCAAGGAAAAAUGUAAAUAUGGGUUUGUACUCCUCAUGUUUUGAUGAGGAGGGAUUGAAUUCCAUCUAUUGCUUUCCCUUUUUUACCUUUUUUCUCUAAAUCUGUACUUAAAAGUAAGUAAGUCGUGUUCUUCAUUUUGAUGAUGAUGAUGAUCUCUUUGCUUUUGUUGUAAUUUAUCUAUCUUCUGUGGAAUUGUGGUGGUGGUGGUUGGGGUUGGUUGUGUGUAUUUUUUCUGGUUGGCUUCCACCUAAUGAAAUGGGUAUGCGCUCUUUAUUUAUCUAUAUAAUCAUCUCUUUCUUUCGUCUUGUAUUAUAAUGGUAGUUCGACUUAAAAAAAAAAAUUAUUUAUAGAAGUCAAAUCAAAAGACAAUUAGCUAUAUGAAAUAAUUAAACUGCGAUUAUGUCAUGAUAUCAACACAAAAUAAUAUACAAUUAACGUUUUUGUUAUAAUAUCCGACACGAUUUGACAAGUUUAUAAUUAAAGUGUGAGAUGUGCUUCAUUGAUUAGUUUGGAGUGGCCAUAUAAUUGAUUAGUUUGGAUAUGGCUAAUAAGAUCGAUAUAUUUCUCUACCCUGGAUGCGAAUAUUCCAUCGAAGAUGAUGAGGUAUAGGAAACAGUUUAGUGAGAGAGUGAAGGAAUGGGAAUAAAUCAGUAUAAUAUAAAUUAAUAAUGCCAAUAAUCUAGAUGAAAUGAAAGAUGGUCGUGCAUGUCACAUCCAGAACCAAAAUUGUAAAGGGCAUUAUAUGAGUAAACAAAUUACUCUUUUUUGGUAGCCUAAACAACAUAAAUUAAUCCAUAAUUAAUUAUAAAUUAAACAACACGAAAAAAGGACCGACAAAGUCACAAAUCAAUUGCAAAACUUUGCAGCCUCCCCGAGUCACAAAUGAUUUAGGACAUAUUUUUCUCAUCGGUCGUAAGGUAAGUACGUACAUUAAUUAAUCCAAUAUGCUUACAAGAUGUAUAUGAAAGAAUUAGUCGAUAGCUAAUUGAUCCAUUGUUUAAAGAGCAAUUUUUUUUUACUAGAUAGACAACUCUAUCACGUUCAUAAAAAUCAAAUGACAGAAAUACCAUAAAAAUCACAAAAGGAUACAUGCAUUUAGGGAUGUGAAACGAGUUGGUCCUUAUCGAAUCGUACCGUCGACCAAACCGACUUUUUACCAUGCCACAUAAAAUCGAAUAUAAUGUGGUAUAUAUAUGUGAAAGGCUAUUUGCCGCCAACUAAAUUGCUAUUUGCCGGCAACUAAAAAAAAAAAAUUUGAAUUCAAAUUUUGAAUUUUCCCUUCCCCCCCUUCCCCCCUUCCUUUCAUUCUAUAAAUUCGGAUAUCAGGAACAUUUGACUCAUUCCAACAAAAACUUCUGUUGACGAGCUCAGUGCCUCCGUCGCCGGCACCGUUCUUCCGUCGUCGGCUAACCUCCCAUCGGCCUCAAUCGUCGGAAAACAAGUAAGUUUACUUUUUCCGGCCAGUUUCCAGUUUUCCGGCAAGUUUUCCAGUUUUACGGCGAAAAAUACGGCGGGCCGAAAAAAGAUUGCGGCCCGAACGCCGCCGAGCCGAAAAAUAUUUGCGGCCAGUGCGACGGCCGGCCGAAAAAUUUGCGGCCGAGACGUCGCCAGGCCGAAAGAAUUUUUCGGCCGGCCGUCGCACCGGCCGCAAAUGUUUUUCGGCCCGGCGGCGCACCGGCCGCAAUUUGUUUUCGGCCCGGCUGCGCAUCGGCCGCAAAAUUCUUUCGGCCCGGCCAUUUUUUAAAUUUAAUUUAAUAUGACAAUUAAUUAGUCAAUAAAAAAUACUUAAUUAGUUAAUAGAAAUUAGCAAUUAGU